Molecule: messenger RNA, 1382 nt
Organism: Hevea brasiliensis (rubber tree)
Lineage: Eukaryota; Viridiplantae; Streptophyta; Magnoliopsida; Malpighiales; Euphorbiaceae
Product: protein DUF642 L-GALACTONO-1,4-LACTONE-RESPONSIVE GENE 2
Exons: 3
Coding region: 234-1331 (365 amino acids)
Cellular component (GO): cell wall; plasma membrane
Source: RefSeq, a predicted model, not a curated record
AUUGAAAAAAAAAAAAAGUUGUGGAUUUGAGAAAACAGGGACAAGGAAGAGACAAAUGGAUCAGAAGAGCAAUUGCUGUUGAACGUGAUUUCUGCUAAGCUUUAUCUGUUUUGCUCACUGAUCUUCAAAACAGCCCAUCUUCAUUUAUUCACACUCUUCGCACUUUUCUCACCAUAAAUUUAAAGCAUUUCUUGCUCUCUCUCCAUCUACCUUGUGCUCAUUUCUUUUUGAGAAUGGCAAUGGGGAUUUCCCUUUUGCUUGCUUUCUUCUUGCUCUUCAAUGGGUCUGCUUUGGCUGCUAAGUAUAUGGAAGGAUUCCUUAAAAAUGGCAACUUUGAGCAGAAACCAAAGCCUAGUGACCUUAACAAGACAGUACUUAAAGGAAAAUAUGCACUACCUGGCUGGGUAACCAAUGGCUUAGUGGAAUACAUCUCUGCUGGUCCACAACCUGGUGGGAUGUACUUUGCUGUAGCUCAUGGUGUUCAUGCUGUGAGGCUAGGCAAUGAGGCCUCAAUCUCUCAAACAACACCAGUAAAACCAGGCUCUCUAUAUGCACUCACAUUUGGUGCAUCAAGAACUUGUGCCCAAGAUGAGUUUUUGAGAGUCUCUGUGCCUCCUCUGUUUGGGGACCUGCCUUUGCAGACACUUUAUAGCAGUAAUGGUGGUGACACUUAUGCUUGGGGAUUUAGAGCUAAAUCAAAUGUUGCCAAGGUAAUAUUUCAUAAUCCUGGUGUCCAAGAAGACCCUGCUUGUGGACCACUUAUUGAUGCUGUUGCCAUUAAGGAGCUCUUUCCUCCAAGACCCACGAGAGAUAACUUGGUAAAGAAUUCUGGCUUUGAAGAGGGUCCUCAUCGAUUUCUCAACUCUUCCAAUGGUGUCCUCCUUCCUCCAAAACAAGAAGACCUCACAUCUCCACUUCCCGGUUGGAUCAUUGAAUCACUUAAAGCUGUGAAGUUCAUUGAUUCAAAGCACUUCAAUGUUCCUUUUGGACUUGCUGCAGUUGAGCUUGUUGCAGGGAGGGAAAGUGCCGUUGCGCAGAUCCUCAGAACAAUCCCCAACAAAGUCUAUAAUCUCACAUUCACUGUAGGAGAUGCAAAAAAUGGCUGCCAUGGAUCAAUGAUGGUCGAGGCAUUUGCUGCUAAGAAUACCUUUAAGGUUCCAUUUGAGUCCCAAGGAAAAGGUAGGUUCAAGACUCUGAGCUUCAAGUUCAAAGCCAUUUCAGCCAGGACAAGAAUUACAUUCUAUAGCUCAUUCUACCAUACUAGGAUUGAUGACUUUGGAUCCCUUUGUGGCCCUGUACUUGAUCAAGUUAGGGUUUUCCCUGUUGCUUAGAUAUUGGAAUAUCAAAUAUAAUGGAAUUCUAGAACGGUCGUUUUAUCUAAA